Messenger RNA from Merops nubicus (carmine bee-eater), 343 nucleotides. RefSeq names its product protein LMBR1L-like. The record is from RefSeq and is a predicted model, not a curated record. Gene Ontology annotation, molecular function: transmembrane signaling receptor activity. NCBI's taxonomy places the organism in Eukaryota, Metazoa, Chordata, Aves, Coraciiformes, Meropidae. The transcript has 4 exons. Gene Ontology annotation, biological process: receptor-mediated endocytosis; signal transduction. The annotation marks the transcript as partial.
GCCCUGCAGGUCGUCCUCAUCUUCUACCUGAUGGUUUCCUCUGUCGUGGGCUUCUACAGCUCCCCCCUCUUCACCCGGCUGCUCCCCGAGCGGCAGGACACCCCCCUUCCCCAGAUCAUCGGGAACUGCGUCUCCUUGCUGGUGCUCAGCUCAGCCCUGCCUGUCUUCUCCAGGACGCUGGGGAUCACCCGUUUCGACCUCCUGGGUGACUUUGGCCGUUUCAACUGGCUGGGGAACUUCUACAUCAUCUUCCUCUACAACAUGAGCUUCGCAGGGCUCACCACCCUCUGCUUGGUCAAGAAAGUCUCCUGGGCCGUGCAGGCCGAGCUCAUCCGAGCCUUCG